Messenger RNA from Microthlaspi erraticum, 291 nucleotides. The record is from the annotation of a GenBank genome assembly. Lineage: Eukaryota; Viridiplantae; Streptophyta; Magnoliopsida; Brassicales; Brassicaceae.
AUGUGUGUUUCUGUUCGUCAUAGAGGAAUGAUUCUUCUUCUUACCAUCGCGUUUUUGGUACUUCAAACUGAUAAGGUUUCGGGUCUAAGAUGGGACAGAGACAUGAGGAUGCAACUUCUCUCAGUUCGACCUUUGCGUGUUCUUGAAGAGUCAUCAUCAUCAUCAUCAAAGGAGGGAGAUUUAGAUACAAAUCAAGGCUUGGCGCCUUCUCCUUUCGUUAUGUCUGAUCCUUGUCAAUCUGUGAAAAGAAUGAUUGGAAGAGGAUCUGAUCCUAUACACAACAAAUGCUGA